UAUAAACUUCAUGGCGAGCAGGGAGCCACCACAAACUGCGAUCGUCAUUAAUUUGCUGAUCGGCGAUUUGGUUCAAGAUGCCGUAAACGAGCCGCGCAAGCUGUCUAGUCAGAAGGACACCUGCCAGCGGCUCUUCGAUAUUUUGGGCUUCCAGGCCGACGACUCCUUCGAGAAUAUAGACGGCAGUGAAGUUCCAAGUACACCAAGUGCUUGUACUCUGCAGGGAACUUCUAGGCAGCGUUCGGUCGAUGCCAAGCGAAAAACCUGGCACAGUUGGCUGAAUAAGGCAUUGGAAGAAGAAAGUUCAGAGGACGAAGUUGAAAUCUUCAGGAAGGAUAGACCGCCAAAGACCUUUGAUUCCACCUCAGUGCAAACGGAGCAACCCCGUUUCCGCAGACGCAGCCUGGUGGAUCGCCACCAACUGCCUCCGCUCGCUCCCUGCGAGCAGACGCGCCAAACGAUCUUUAUUGACGCGGUAUCGGUGCCCAUACCAAAUGUGCUGGGCCGGCCACCGCUGGCCGAUCGCGUCUGCUACAUGUUGACCGACUUCGCUUCUGCGCUAUAUUGUAGUCUCGCAAUCAUGUGUUGUUGCACACCCAAUAUGUUGAGAUAAAUACACCCAGCGGCUGUAGCUCUCUGCUUUACUAAACCAAUA
Messenger RNA from Drosophila serrata, 655 nucleotides. RefSeq lists its product as uncharacterized. Lineage: Eukaryota; Metazoa; Arthropoda; Insecta; Diptera; Drosophilidae. The record is from RefSeq and is a predicted model, not a curated record.